Messenger RNA from Notothenia coriiceps (black rockcod), 1245 nucleotides. It is a transcript of the gene cab39l1, whose product is annotated as calcium binding protein 39, like 1. The record is from RefSeq and is a predicted model, not a curated record. NCBI's taxonomy places the organism in Eukaryota, Metazoa, Chordata, Actinopteri, Perciformes, Nototheniidae. Gene Ontology annotation, molecular function: protein serine/threonine kinase activator activity. The transcript has 8 exons. Gene Ontology annotation, biological process: intracellular signal transduction. The coding region runs from base 370 to 1245 and encodes 291 amino acids.
CCGGGAUGAGGAGAGGACGAGAGUUUGAGCAGAAGAGAACAGGGAAAUGAAGUUGUCAGACAGGCCAGCCCAGCAACUCUCGCUCCAUAACUAGGCAGCUAGCAAGUUAGGUGACAGGCGGUCACGAGUGGAGAUUUAUAUGAAAUACAACAGCUAUGAAGGUCGUCCGUUUGAACAACUUGUAGCUACAAUUGGUACGUAUUAGAGAGCUACACCCAGAGACCUCAGAUAACGUUCAAAGUAGCGUUACAGUGGACACAAGUGAGGAAAACUUGCUAGCCUGCUAGCUAACCUUUAGCCGCCGAGCCUCCUUCAGCUUCAACACCACAGUUCACUCGAGAUUUGGGCUUGUAACACCAGCUUUCAGUCAUGCCUUUUCCGUUUGGGAAGUCUCAGAAGAGUCCAGCUGAUAUAGUGAGGAGUUUGAAGGAGAAUGUGGCAUACAUGGAAAAGAUGGAUGCUGGGGACAGCAAAAAGUGUGAAAAGGUUGCAGAGGAGGUGUCAAAAAACCUGGCUUCACUGAAGGAGGUACUGAGUGGAACAGGUGACAAGGAGCCUCAAACUGAAGCGGUGGCUCAGCUUGCUCAAGAGCUGUACAACACCAACCUCCUCAUCGCCCUCAUUGCAAACCUGCAGAGGAUUGAUUUUGAGGGGAAGAAGGAUGUGGUUCAUUUGUUCAGCAAUAUUGUGAGACGUCAGAUUGGAACCCGUACACCCACGGUAGAAUACAUCUCUACCCAACAACAGAUCCUCUUCAUGCUUCUGAAAGGAUAUGAGAGUGCAGAAGUGGCUCUGAACUGUGGGAUGAUGCUGAGAGAGUGCCUGCGUCACGAGCCUCUGGCACGGACGGUGCUCUUCUCUGAAGACUUCUACUGCUUCUUCCGAUACGUAGAGCUCUCGACCUUUGACAUUGCCUCAGAUGCUUUUGCCUCAUUUAAGGAUCUCCUCACAAGGCACAAGAUUAUGUGUGCGGAUUUCCUGGAGAACAAUUAUGACAGGGUGUUUACAGAAUACGAGAAACUGCUGCACUCUGAGAACUACGUCACCAAACGACAGUCUUUGAAGCUCCUUGGGGAACUUCUUCUGGAUAGGCACAACUUCACUGUGAUGACAAAGUACAUCAGUCGGGCGGAGAACCUGAAGCUGAUGAUGAACCUGCUCAGAGACAACAGCCGAAACAUCCAGUUUGAGGCGUUCCACGUGUUCAAGGUAAGCAUUGUAGUUUUGGAACUAAAGCUACUUUAG